AUGGCCACAGUAAUUGGCGACUUCGCCUCGGACCCCUCGAGGUUCCGUCACAAUAUGGUAUUUCAACCGCAGCCGCCUCAGCUAUCGCAAUCACACUCCCACCAUCACCAUAAACAGCAGCAGCAGCAGCAGCAAUCUUACCGCUCUUCCAACCAAUCUUGGGAGAGCGCCCACACCACCACAUCUUCUGCCCCGCGACAAGAACCACAGCCCACAGAAACCAGCCCAUCAAUACCGACGCCAUCAUCAUCCGUCGCGUCCUCGACCCCUCGUAGCAACUAUACAACGUCGGCACCAAUAGCACAACAGCCUAGGCCGUCAUCGGCCGACCGCCAGCACCAGAAGCAAUCUGUGCCACCCGACGACGACUCGGGCGCCUCGCGCUUCCCAACUCCUCCCGACUCCUCCUCUCCAAGCGUGUCUAAUUUGGGCGGUGCCCAACCGCAAAAGCAUGUCGGCACUGACCCGCCACGCCCGCACUCGCAACCCCACCCCGAGUAUAUGGACAUCUCUACCGAUGCUAAAGAUGCCGUUGUAGUUACUGCUCCACCUUUUGAAUCCCCAUCCACCGCUGCCUCCGAUGCGACCGUCGUUCCGCCAUUUUCAGACACGACUGCCGCUCCUGCGGCUGCCACAGGGCCAACUGAGCAGUCCUCGGUCGCGCCCUCGUCUGCAAGCAGCAAGCCCGCACACUCAAUUCCAUCUCCUGUCAGCGACAGCUUCUCUUCCCAUUGGGCCUCGAGCCCAGCACCCAACUCGCCGACACGAACUGCCCAACCACAGCAGACUACAGUUCGGAUUCGUGACCUUUCACAUAUUCAAUCUCUUGCACGUGCCGAUCUCGUCACGGGCGGCAACAACAAUGGAGGCAUCCUGAAUGUCGACCCACCACUCUCACAGAUGAAAUAUGAUAUCAGCGAAAUGCCCAUCGGUGAUGUCAUUGAGAUGGUGGCUGCGCUUCUCACCAAGAUCACGACGACCAACGAUCUGCAGCAUGAUGCAUUGAGCAGAAAUGCAACGCAUCAACGACAAGCGCAAGCGGCGCAGCAACAACAGCAACAAGAUGGGAGCGGGGAGGGCAGUAGCAAAGGGGAUGGAGUCAUCACUGCCAACAGCAACAGCAGCGGCAACGGCAGCAGUCCGUACGCCAACAGCGUGCUGGCUUUCCACGGGAAAAACGUGCCUGCCAUCACUAUACUUAGUUACCUGAGUCGCAUUCAUAAGUAUUGCCCCACUACGUUUGAGGUUUUCUUGAGCCUGCUGGUUUAUUUUGAUCGGAUGACAGAAAGAGUCAAUGAUCUGGUGGUGCGGAGCGAACAGGAGAGGAAGGAGGCCGAGGCCAAGACAAAGAAUCAGGGCGAUGUUGUUAUGGGCAACGCCGCCCAAGAAGAUGAAAUGGAUGAGGAUCUCGCUGACAGCGAUGACGAGGGAGAGGUUCCUACAAGAAAUAGCUCACAUAAUGGCGAUGCUGGCGUUGCCGGAUCUAGGGAGGCUCCGCGGGACUCCGCGGCCUCAACACCGCCCCCGCCAGCUUUGAGCAGCACAGCGACUUAUUUUGUUGUGGAUAGCUAUAACAUCCACCGACUUAUCAUUGCGGGUGUGACAUGCGCGAGCAAGUUUUUCUCGGACGUGUUUUACACCAAUUCGAGAUAUGCCAAGGUCGGAGGCCUUCCGCUCGCAGAGCUAAACCACCUUGAGCUCCAAUUUCUCCUCCUGAAUGAUUUCCGCCUCGCCGUCCCAGUCGAGGACCUCGAGGCUUAUGCAACUAUGCUUGUCGAGUUUUAUGCCAGAGACGUUGUCGCUCAACGCUCUAGACCUUCUUCGGACUGA
This is a messenger RNA of Pyricularia pennisetigena, 1830 nucleotides long. RefSeq lists its product as uncharacterized. The record is from RefSeq and is a predicted model, not a curated record. Gene Ontology annotation, molecular function: cyclin-dependent protein serine/threonine kinase regulator activity; protein kinase binding. Gene Ontology annotation, biological process: regulation of cyclin-dependent protein serine/threonine kinase activity. The transcript is spliced from 2 exons. Gene Ontology annotation, cellular component: nucleus; cyclin-dependent protein kinase holoenzyme complex. The coding region runs from base 1 to 1830 and encodes 609 amino acids. NCBI's taxonomy places the organism in Eukaryota, Fungi, Ascomycota, Sordariomycetes, Magnaporthales, Pyriculariaceae.